AUGAUUGAAUUGGGAUUGAGUCGGGUUGCGAGUCUGCUUCAGCAGACCCCGCUUACAUGGAAGGCCAUUCACAUUGCUGGAACCAACGGUAAAGGCUCUAUAAGUGCCUACCUAUCCCAUUUGCUGUCUACUGGAGAUGUUCGUUGCGGACGUUUCACUUCCCCACAUUUGAUCGAUCGGUGGGACUGCAUCACCAUCGGCGAGAAGGUGGUUCAGGAGUCUCUCUUUCGACAGAUUGAAGACCAGGUCAAACAACGAGAUCAAUCCCUAGGUAUCGGCGCCUCCGAAUUCGAACUUUUGACCGCAACCGCCUUUGAGAUAUUCAACCAUGAGCGAGUGGAGGUCGGAGUCGUGGAGGUGGGCAUGGGAGGCCGCCUAGAUGCAACAAAUGUUCUGACUGAUGUUCUUGUGUCAGUCAUCACAAAGAUUGGGAUGGAUCAUCAAGCGUUUUUGGGUUCUACAAUUGAAGAAAUCGCCCGUGAAAAGGCGGGUAUCCUCAAGCCUGGCGUACCUUGUGUGGUAGACAACACAAACACCCGGGAGGUGAUUGAGACGGUCAAAGGUCGAAUCCAAGAACUUGGUAUUCCGUCAUCUUUUGUCUCUCCCUCGCAAGUUUCCGAACAACUUCCGCCACUUGCAUCUUUGUUCAAGACGCUUGACUUGGAGCCUCACCAACAAGAAAACAUGUGCUGCGCAGUAUCCGCCUUGCGCCUGGCCCUGUCUCAACUCCGACCUGAAAAAGAUGUCUUUUCAUUGCUCCCACAUCUCGCCGACGUGACUUGGCCAGGUCGUUUGCAAAACAUCAUCCUUCAACCCUUGGUCGACCGCGCAGAGCAUAUCCUACUCGACGGUGCUCAUAAUGCACAGUCUGCCGAAGUUUUGGGCAAAUAUGUGGAUCGCAAGAUGCGUUCCAAUGGAAAGCCAGUCACUUGGGUUGUUGCUGCAUCCAGUGGGAAAGACUUAGCUGGAGUAUUCGGCUCCAUCAUCCGCCCUGGGGAUCGUGUCGCAACAGCCGAGUUUGGCCCUGUGGAUGGAAUGCCAUGGGUGACUUCAACAAAUGCCCAAGAACUUGCUUCAUCAAUUCAAGCCAUCCAAAAUAUUGGCCGAGUCCAGAGCUUCGAGGGUGAUCUACUCCCUGCUCUCCAAUGGGCUAGUCAAGAGGCUCAGGGCGAGUCUCUUGUCAUUGCUGGUAGCUUAUACCUUGUCUCCGAUGUGCUGCGUCUUCUCAGAGAGGCACAGAAAUGA
Penicillium nucicola is the source of this 1245-nucleotide messenger RNA. RefSeq names its product dihydrofolate synthase. NCBI's taxonomy places the organism in Eukaryota, Fungi, Ascomycota, Eurotiomycetes, Eurotiales, Aspergillaceae. The transcript has a single exon. Bases 1 to 1245 code for a protein of 414 amino acids. Gene Ontology annotation, biological process: folic acid-containing compound biosynthetic process. Gene Ontology annotation, molecular function: ATP binding; tetrahydrofolylpolyglutamate synthase activity; dihydrofolate synthase activity. Gene Ontology annotation, cellular component: mitochondrion; cytosol; cytoplasm. The record is from RefSeq and is a predicted model, not a curated record.